ACAGAACCAUGAGCUCCUCACCCUUUUACAUUCUUGUUUUUUUCCUCCUUAAACCCUCUUUUCUCUCUUCUCAUCACUUUCUAUAUACACUUGAAAGAAAAUAUUUUUACUCUCUCUUCUUUCUUUUGCUUUGCUGCUAAAUUUUAGAAAAUGGGGUGUUAAUGGUUUACCUAAUCCAUCAUCCCACUACUUCCUUAAAAUUGUCAUAUUAAUAGACCAAGAAAUGAGGCAUUGGGGCCUUAACUCAUGCAGCACUAAAAAGGGUAACAAAAAAAAUUGAAUCUUAGGAGUUGUAAUACUUCAAAGCUUUGAUUUUUAAGAUUUUAAUGCUUUUCUUGGUUGUGGGGUUUUUGAAAUGGGAAGAGAAUUGAAUCUUGGAAGUUGAAAUUCUUCAAAAGUUUUGAUUUUUCUUGAUUUUGGGGUUGUUGAAAAUGGCAAGUGUAGAUGUGUCUAAUGUGGAUUUAGAGGCUGGUCCCGACGCCGGCGCCGGUGGACAUAGUCGCCGGUGCUCCGGCAGUGGUAGCAGUGUAUGUUUCUCUGAUGCUGAUGAGGGUUCUUGUUAUUCUCAGUUUUAUUCUACUGCUGAUGGGUCAAAUUAUGAUGAUUACAGUUUUGCUUGUGCUACUGAGUCUGAAAUAGGGGAAGUUAUGGAGGAAUCAAGGAGAGUUUCAUCUGUUGCUGAGUCUGAUAGAUCAGUGGACUUGGAAAAUGAAACAAAGUUGCAUGUUGGGAAAAUUGAAAGAGAUUGUAGGAUUUGUCAUCUGAGUUUGGUGAGUUCUGGUCCUGAAUCUGGUUUUGCCAUUGAAUUGGGAUGUUCUUGUAAAGAUGAUUUAGCUGCUGCACAUAGACAUUGUGCUGAGGCAUGGUUCAAAAUCAAAGGAAAUAAGACUUGUGAAAUAUGCAAUUCUCUUGCACGUAACGUUGUUGGUCCAAAUAAUGUUGAAUCAGCACAGCAAACGAAUGAAUCAAGCGCAGUGGCUACAAGUGCAGCGUCUGCACCAGUAUCAUCAACUUCAGAAGCUCGAACUUGUUUGAAUGGCCAUCGGUUCUUGAAUUUCCUCUUAGCUUGUAUGGUAUUCGCGUUUGUCAUCUCUUGGCUCUUCCACUUUAACAUCCCAUCAUAGGGGUAGUGUAGGAAAGAGUUCAUGUGCCAUGAAAUUCGAAGGCGAUUGAAGGCUUAUGGUGGUAAAAAGAAAUGGUAACACUUAUUUACGACUAGCUUUGGGAAUAUAUGUACCUACAGAGCAAUGUUUCAUCUGUCUACUACACCUAGAUAUAGAGAUCAAUUUGUAAGUGUGUAUGGUCUAUUUAUUAACUAAUAUUGUCCUUUGAUCUCAUGAAAAUGCCAGCAGUUGUUUUAGUUUGUUA
Molecule: messenger RNA, 1368 nt
Organism: Solanum dulcamara
Lineage: Eukaryota; Viridiplantae; Streptophyta; Magnoliopsida; Solanales; Solanaceae
Exons: 2
Coding region: 432-1124 (230 amino acids)
Molecular function (GO): zinc ion binding
Source: RefSeq, a predicted model, not a curated record